CCCACACCAGCAGGAUCCAGCCCCGUCCUUCCGUCCCGCGUGGCCAGAACUUGAAAGAAAAGUGGGCGUAGGAGGGAGUGAUGAUGCAAAAGUUACCCAAAAAUUGGGGCGGGGAACGGAGGCUACAGUUAGGAAGGCGAACAAGCUGCAAAAGGAACAGCGGAAAGUUGGGAGGUCGGGAGGGUGCCCUGUUCCGGGGGAAGGAGCAAGUACCACAGCAGCGAGACUUUUCCCUUCUCUGAUUCAGGAAGGUGCUAGACAAAAACAUGGAAUUCAUUUCCCCAACAGUGGUUAUAAUCUUAGGUUGUGUUGCUCUUUUAUUAUUUCUUCAGUGGAAGAACUUGCGUGGACCCCCGUGCAUAGGGGGCUGGAUUCCUUGGAUUGGAGCUGGAUUUGAGUUUGGAAAAACCCCUCUAGAAUUUAUAGAGAAAGCAAGAAUCAAGUAUGGACCGAUAUUUACAAUCGUUGCUAUGGGCACCCGAAUGACCUUUGUUACUGAAGAAGAGGGAAUUAAUGUGUUUCUAAAAUCCAAAGAAGUAAAUUUUGAACUAGCAGUGCAAAAUCCCGUCUAUCGUACAGCAUCAAUCCCAAAGAAUAUCUUUUUAAAACUGCAUGAGAAACUUUAUGUCAUGGUGAAAGGGAAAAUGGGGACUUUCAACCUAUAUCGAUUCACUGGACAACUGACUGAAGAAUUACAUGAACAACUGGAGAAUUUAGGCCCUCAUGGGACCAUGGACCUGAACAACUUAGUGAGGCAUUUCCUUUACCCGGUCACAGUGAACGUGCUCUUUAAAAAAGGUCUGUUUCCCACAAAUGAGAGGAAAAUCAGGGAGUUCCAUCAGCACUUUCAAGCUUAUGAUGAAGGUUUCGAAUAUGGGUCCCAGUUGCCAGAAUGUCUCCUCAGAAACUGGUCAAAAUCCAAAAAGUGGCUUCUAGCACUUUUUGAGAAAAACAUUCCAGAUAUAAAAACAUGCAAAUCUGCAAAAGAUAAUUCCCCGACAGUAAUGCAGGCUCUGCUGGAUCUCCUAGAGAUGGAAACAAAUGAACAAAAGAGUCCCAAUUAUGGGCUCUUACUACUUUGGGCUUCUCUGUCCAAUGCUGUCCCUGUUGCAUUUUGGACAUUUGCAUUUGUCCUCUCUCAUCCCAAUAUCCACAGGACCAUUGUGGAAGGCAUAUCAUCUGUGUUUGGCACAGCAGGUAAAGAUAAGAUUAAAGUGUCUGAGGAUGACUUGAAGAAACUCCCUCUAAUUAAAUGGUGUAUUUUGGAAACCAUUCGUUUAAGAGCCCCUGGUGUCAUUACUAGAAAAGUGCUGAAGCCAGUUAAAAUUUUGAAUUAUACCGUUCCUUCUGGUGACUUGUUGAUGUUGUCUCCAUUUUGGCUGCAUAGAAAUCCAAAGUAUUUUCCUGAACCUGACCUGUUCAAGCCUGAACGUUGGAAAAAGGCAAAUUUAGAGAAGCAUGCUUUCUUGGACUGCUUCAUGGCAUUUGGGAGUGGGAAGUACCAGUGUCCUGGAAGGUGGCUGGCUCUGUUGGAGAUUCAAAUAUUUAUUAUUUUAAUAUUGUAUUAUUAUGACUGUAGUCUUCUAGACCCAUUGCCAAGACAGAGUUCUCUCCAUUUGGUGGGUGUCCAGCAGCCGGAAGGACAAUGCCGAAUUCAAUUUAAACAAAGAAAAUGACGUCUGCUGGGCCUAAGGAGGGCCAAGGCCUUCUGGAGGAGUGACUGCCCCCCAUCCUCUAGCCUGGCAGCACCUAGACCUGAGUUUGACUGAAACCUAUCACUUAAUUUUGUUUAAGGAUUUAGUUCAAGACAGUGUCCAGAUGGGAUGUGUGUUUGGUAUCUCAAGAGUAGACCAAGAAUCUGACAUCACUCUAUAUCUAUUGAUAUAGAGACCCCAAUACAGGGUUUAUAGAAAAUGUUUCCAUGAUCCAAAAAGAGGCAUGAAAAUUUUACUAUAUUAAAUUUACUGUGAAGACGACAUACUUAAACUUCUAUUUUGCAAAAGGCUAAAAGUCUUAGACCCUAAAAAGUAUUAAAUAAUGAUUUCUGGAAAUUUUCUAUUUUUCUUAAUAUGAUUCUUAACUCUAGCAACUGAAAUUCUUAAACCACUAUUAACAUAACUUUAUUAAACAUGUCUAACACUAAAAGUAUGAAUAAUAUGAUAGCUUUCUAACACCUGUGAGGUCAGGGAUCAUGUCUGACACUCAUUUCUACACUCAACUAUGCCUAGGACAGCACCUUCUCUAUAGGACGUAUUCAAUACAUGUAUGUCGAUUGGUGUACUGAUUUGUAUUUUAGUUACGAUAAAAGCACUCCUUUGACUCAAGGUGUUUGUAAUUGUAGUUUGAGAUAAUAUUUUUCCUAAUUUAUAGAAACUCAAAUGAUGUGUCAAGGCAAAUAACAACAUUUCAAUCUAUUACUUAAGACUUUUGCCUGAAAUACUUACUAUGAAAUCCAGAAAAGAAAUCCUAUCAUGUUCAGGGAAAAUAUAUGAUACUAAUAACAGCAUGAUCGGUGAUGUCAUGAUUUGUCCUCUAACAGUCAGUGAAAUGCCGCCUGCCUCCUUGAUUUCACAAUAAGUAAGUUUUGGAGUGCAUGUUGUCCUCUGGAUUAUUUGCUCCCCUGUGCGAGAAUUAUCUGGCGGGGUUGAUAACGAUUGCUUAGUCAUCUAUUUCCUACCAACGAGCAGAUGACUCCCUAGGAGAAAAUUAAGUGCUUUGGAAUGCAUUAACUCUCCGGGACUAAUACAGUGAUUUUGAAGCUUAGCUAGCAGUUUACAGCAUAGCUUAGCAGGCGCGGAGGUCUGGAGACUGAAGGGGCUAAAGAAAGCAGUAUAGAAUCCACAGGAGAUCUGAGAACGGCAGACAACUACCUGGCGGGUUCUUCUAAAUAUGGCAGGUGUGUUCCCAGGGAAGGCUUGUCCUCCUCCAAGCAGCUGAGGCCCACAGCCAUACACUGUAUUUGCAAAUAAUAAACACUUGAGCUGAAUUUGCAGACCCUCAGGGCAGUGUUUAUCUCCUUAUUAUUGCUUGGUAAGGAUGAACCUUAGCUGACAAGUUCAUGCACUUUAAAAAAACAGUGCAGAUGCAGGAGGUGUACUGACCUUUGAAAUGAUACCUGGUGAGAUGAAUAUACUUGGAGGUCCCUAUUUCUUUUUAUCUCCCUAGCCUGGGUUUCUGUAUUAUGUAUAUUAAUAUAAUGUAUAUUCAUAUAUAUAUGUAAAAAUACAUACAUUGGUAUACAUUUAUAUGUGUUAACUUGAGUUUUCCAGAAAGCGGAGUCUGAGACAGACUUGAGUGCAGUGCAGACAGUUGACUUGAGACGUGCUCCCAGGCGGCAGAAAUAAGGGAUCGGAAAGAAUACACCAUAAUUGAGUUACGUUAUCAAGGUAGAUGUCCUAGCCCCUAUUUCAGAGGACAAGCAAUGAGGGGUGGGGGGACCAUGUUCAAGUGUGGGCACGUGAGGGGUGGCUGGAGUGCUGGUUAGGUGAUGAGCAUGGAAUUCUCAGUGUAGUUUUGAUCAUGUUUUAAUACAAAUGUGAGAUCACCUAUAUGCAGGACAUCCUUGUGCAGGUAGCCAUCACGGCAUGUGUAAUAAUUAAUAGCAACCCUCUUUCUUCUCUUGUCCCCCAACAGGCAGGGGCACAAAUUAUAACUUCAUUUUUACCUGGCAGCCUGAAACAAGGAAGAGUUCACGUAUUUACUGACAGAAUUGCAGAACUAAAUGGUGGUACCCUUGGAAACUUGUAAUUAAAGCAGGAAAUGGGGAAGGAGGGGCCGUUAAAACUUAAAUUAGGAAGUCACCUGCUGAAACUUAAGUGUAAGCAUUUAGUCAGAGUUUCGUACUCAUUAAAAGGCACGUCCUUUCAAGAUUUUAAUGUGGAAAAAAAAGCAAGUGUCUUAGUCUAUUCAGGCUACUGUAACAAACUACCAUAGACUGGGUGGCUUAUAAACCACCG
Delphinapterus leucas (beluga whale) is the source of this 3956-nucleotide messenger RNA. RefSeq names its product cytochrome P450 family 39 subfamily A member 1 (gene CYP39A1). Gene Ontology annotation, molecular function: heme binding; oxysterol 7-alpha-hydroxylase activity; iron ion binding. The record is from RefSeq and is a predicted model, not a curated record. Lineage: Eukaryota; Metazoa; Chordata; Mammalia; Artiodactyla; Monodontidae. Gene Ontology annotation, biological process: cholesterol homeostasis; bile acid biosynthetic process.